UCGAUUCAUUUCUUUCACCCGGAAGUAAUACUUGAGUCACGUUCAAUCGUGCUCCUGGCUGACAUUGAAGUGCAGCUCUACCAACUGGACUGUAAGAUAAACUAGACGGAUACAAUGAGGCUUACAGCCUUGUUGUCCAUGGCUGCGAAAGCGGCCUUCCCUCGCGACUACCGCUACGGGACAAGUAGGCCCUGGACAUUUCCUGCAAAGAGACGAAACCCACCUGGGCUACAUAGGAGAAAGGUUUUUGUGGACAACAUUCCAAAUGAGAACUGGUCGGUGUUCAAAGGCGACACGGUGGAGAUAUUAGCUGGAAAGGACAAAGGAAAACAGGGCAAAGUGGUCCAGGUGUUCAGACAUCGCAACUGGGUCAUUUUGGAAGGACUCAAUGCGCAUUACAGAUUCAUUGGAAAGACUAACGAUUACCGAGGCACCUACAUUGCCAGUGAGGCUCCCUUAUUGCUAACUCAGAUUUCCCUCAUCGACCCCACUGAUAGGAAACCAACAGAGGUAGGCUGGAGGUUUACAGAGGAGGGGGAGAGGGUACGCGUGUCCACCAGAACAGGACGCAUCAUUCCUAAGCCCACUGUCCAACGGAGUGAUGGGGUCGUCCGCGAGCAAUGGAAGGAUGGACCUAAAGACACACCAACUGAAGACGCACUGCUGAAGACCUACACCCCAUCUUUGAAGACUCUUGAAGAGGAGGUCAUGGAUGCCAUGGGAAUUAAAGAGGACAGAAGGAACCAUACCUCGUACUGGUAUUGAUGAAGCUUGCUCAAAGAUCAGACUGGCAUACGCAUCUUCAGUUUCAAUUAUCAGUACGACCAGUUGGACUAUGUAUUUAUACACGUUCUGUUUUUUUUUUAUACACAAUUUUGUGCAUAGGUGGGUCUAUAAUGAUUUUUUGCUUACAGUGGUUUGUAAGCUGGUUGUGUAUGGUCAAAAAGCCUAUCAUGAUGGACACCCCAGAGUGUGUACACUCCACAAAUUUGGGCCCAGCAGCAGUGGCAUUAAAUCUGUGGCGAGACCCACGAUCCAGUGUUUUUUGCAGGAUUUACAGAACAGAAACAUUUGAACAUUCACCCAUUUCUGUUGCAAAUUACAAUAAAUUCCAUCUUAGACAUGA
Clupea harengus (Atlantic herring) is the source of this 1126-nucleotide messenger RNA. It is a transcript of the gene mrpl24, whose product is annotated as mitochondrial ribosomal protein L24. Lineage: Eukaryota; Metazoa; Chordata; Actinopteri; Clupeiformes; Clupeidae. Gene Ontology annotation, molecular function: structural constituent of ribosome; RNA binding. Gene Ontology annotation, cellular component: ribosome. Gene Ontology annotation, biological process: translation. The record is from RefSeq and is a predicted model, not a curated record.